AUGUCAACAACAGAGAACACAACAACAGUUAUAGUCCAUGAAGCUAUAAAUGAAGAAUACGAGUACAUACAGUUUAACAAACAACUCCGUCUCAUUCGUUCGGUCAAAGACGAUAUGUACCAAAUGCAAAGUAUUUUGACAGCAUGUUUUGCUCCAGAUACUAAGAAACCACAAGACUGGUUUAGGAACCAAAGCACACAAGAACUUUUGAGCGAAGCACAGCGAGACAUACUUUUUUCUGAAAACAGUGAAGAACAGCGAGUAAGUAAAAAACCGCAGUCGCCAAAACUCUAUGAAAAUCGUGAAAAAUUGCCAAACGGUUUGAGAGGAUAUUAUGUACAUAGACUUCUUGUAAAUGCUGUUGCAAUGUGGGCUUCGCCUCGUUAUGCUUGGUAUAUUUACAGACUUCUUGACGAAAUUCAUAGACAAGAACGUGAAGAGAUGGAAAACAAGCUUGAAGCAAAAGACAAAAGCAUUCAGAAAAGAAUACCACGUUCGGUACCAAAAGGAAAGGAAAAGAACUAUAAGUAUAUGAUUUAUACUGAAGAGAUGGAGAAAGAAGAAGAUAAAGAUAUGGUUAUGUUGCAUUUAGUCAGAAGAAACAACAAAAGCUUUUACGACCUUGCUAAGAUUUACAAAUCUGACAGAAAUUG
Molecule: messenger RNA, 653 nt
Organism: Trichomonas vaginalis G3
Lineage: Eukaryota; Parabasalia; Trichomonadida; Trichomonadidae
Product: KilA, N-terminal/APSES-type HTH, DNA-binding family
Exons: 1
Source: RefSeq, a predicted model, not a curated record